AUGGCGGGUUUGAGAUGUGACCUCCUGGACGACCUUCACGAGUGGUCAGAUCGGAUACGACAAGUUGCGCUGGCUCCUGAGACUGCCGGUGUUGCUGUUAUAUCUACGGAGCAGCUGACAGACAUUAACCAGGCUUUGGCUCUAGGUCUUAUUCCGGGUGACGGAAUCGGUAGGGAAGUUAUCCCGGCCGGUAAACGUAUCCUCGAAGCUCUGCCGGCGUCGUUGGGGCUGAAGUUCUCGUUCGUUGACCUCGAGGCGGGUUAUGAUACCUUUCUACGCACAAAAACCGCCCUUCCAGAUAAGACGGUUGAUACCCUGAAGAAGGAGUGUGAUGGAGCUCUCUUUGGAGCUGUCAGCUCUCCAUCGAGCAAGGUUGCCGGAUACUCUUCUCCCAUCGUCGCUCUGCGCAAGAAGCUAGAUCUCUACGCGAAUGUACGCCCGGUCAAGACCACGGCCGGUGCCAACGCUACUGCACGACCAAUUGAUCUCGUCAUCGUCCGCGAGAACACAGAGGAUCUCUACGUCAAGGAGGAGAAGACCUACGACACCCCCAAUGGCAAAGUAGCGGAAGCAAUCAAGCGAAUCUCCGAACGUGCCUCGUUCCGCAUCGGUACUAUGGCCGGUGAGAUCGCCCUACGCCGCCAAAAGAUCCGUGAAGCCCAACAGUCGACUGGCGCCAGCCCCAUGGUCACCAUCACCCAUAAGAGCAACGUUCUCAGCCAGAGUGAUGGAUUGUUCCGCGAGACCUGCCGCAGGGCCCUUGCCAACGACCGAUUUGCGAGUAUCGAGGUCGAAGAGCAGAUCGUAGAUUCUAUGGUCUACAAGCUUUUCAGACAGCCGUCCUACUACGACGUCAUCGUUGCUCCAAACUUGUAUGGAGACAUCUUGUCUGACGGCGCUGCGGCACUGGUAGGUAGUCUGGGUUUGGUACCUAGUGCCAAUGUUGGCGAUGGCUUCGCUAUUGGUGAACCAUGCCACGGCAGCGCCCCUGACAUUGAAGGAAAAGGCAUCGCUAACCCCAUUGCCACCAUUCGAAGCACUGCAUUGAUGCUGGAGUUCCUUGGUGAGGAGGAAGCGGCAGCUAAGAUCUAUGCUGCUGUCGAUGCCAACCUGGAUGAAGGACGAUUUCUUUCUCCUGACCUUGGCGGCAAGGCUACGACCACCGAGGUGCUGGAAGAUGUCCUCGGAAAGCUUUGA
Molecule: messenger RNA, 1197 nt
Organism: Arthroderma uncinatum
Lineage: Eukaryota; Fungi; Ascomycota; Eurotiomycetes; Onygenales; Arthrodermataceae
Product: homoisocitrate dehydrogenase
Exons: 4
Coding region: 1-1197 (398 amino acids)
Biological process (GO): tricarboxylic acid cycle; isocitrate metabolic process
Cellular component (GO): mitochondrion
Molecular function (GO): NAD binding; magnesium ion binding; isocitrate dehydrogenase (NAD+) activity
Source: RefSeq, a predicted model, not a curated record